AUGCGCGUGUCUUCAUCGAUACUAUCUUCCGACUUCACGGGUGAUAUCCAAGAGAUCGUGUCUGAUAGGGACCCCCGCUUUACGACGGAGUUCUGGCAAUCCGUAUUUCGUUCACUUGGAACACGUUUGACGAUGUCAACUUCUAACCAUCUAGAAACAGACGGUCAAACGAAACGCGUCAACCGCGUCCUCGGAGAGAUACUUCGAGUGUAUUUCCACUCGUUUACGAUCUGGAGUGAGUUCUUGCCCAUGGCGGGAUUCGCCAUCAACAACUCGGUGCACGCGUCGACAACGCAUACACCGUUCUUCGUGAAUGGCCUACGCCAUCCACGUGUACCCGCCUUCUUCGAGUUUGACUCUAAUUUAGAAGGGGGUGGAUAA
Messenger RNA from Peronospora matthiolae, 381 nucleotides. The record is from the annotation of a GenBank genome assembly. NCBI's taxonomy places the organism in Eukaryota, Oomycota, Peronosporomycetes, Peronosporales, Peronosporaceae.